Meloidogyne enterolobii is the source of this 1506-nucleotide messenger RNA. The record is from the annotation of a GenBank genome assembly. Lineage: Eukaryota; Metazoa; Nematoda; Chromadorea; Rhabditida; Meloidogynidae.
AUGCGUGAAAGACGCCGUCUACGCAAAGUCAACGAUGCCUUUGAGGUAGUAAAGGCGCGUACAUGUCCAAAUCCACACCAGCGGUUGCCGAAGGUAUCAAAAGUAGAGAUACUUAGAGGAGCUAUAGAAUAUAUAAAUAUGCUCGAACAUUUAUUACAAACACACGCUAAGAUGGAGCCUAUACUUGCUACAGCUUUACAGCACAAUUCAACAGAAAUAAAUAGAGGGGAUAACAAUGGCGGGGAUGUGGGGGAUGUUCAAGGUUCUGCUUCUGGGCAAAAUCAAAUGCUGGAAACAUGUGGAAAUGGGGAAUUUUGCUUGAAUAACUUCCCUUCAAUAGUCCAUAGCUACUACAAAAAUAGAGGGUUAUACGAAACUGUGUGUAUGGAUGCACCACCAACCCCGUCAAUACAACACACACCCGGCUGUUGCCAUUUGGAACAUUCUGGGCAUCAAAUGAAUAGCAUGGCCUAUUUCGAACAACAACACCAAAUGCUAACAAACAACAACAUGUUUGGAAAUAACAAUUGUAUCCAUCACAAUCACCAUCACCACCACCCCCAUCACAAUCUGAACAACAAUUUUUCAUCUUCCUCAAUGCAUGGAGAUGUGUUGCCUAUGCCAAGUACUCCUCCAGCUAUUAGGCGAACAACAACAAAGGGACGGGGAGGUCAACGGGGUGGUGGAAAGAUUGGAGGGCGAGGAAGAGGACGUGGUGCCUCAACUUCUUCAAGAGCCAUCGCAACGGCGUUAGCCACAGCAGAGCGCCAACAACAACAACAAAACUUGGUCGCUAUAAUAAACGAGCAACAACAAAAACAUGAAAGUUUACAAAAACAUGAGAAUUUACAAAAACAUGAAAACUUACAAAAACAUCAAAUAAACCAACCAAAACAUCAACAAAAAGAAGAGGAAAACAAAUCAGAAUAUCAACAAAAACAUUCACAACAACAAAAACAUUCAAAACAAGAAGAAAACAUUUCAGAAUUUCAACAAAAACAAAAUCAGAAUUUAAAACAAACAUCAUGUUUUGACAAAAACAAUGUUGUGACAACAGAUUCUGGGAAUGUUUAUCAGAAUUUAAAAUCAACAUCAUGUUUUGACAAAAACAGUGUUUCUGUUGUUCUGACAACAAAUUCUGAAAAUGUUUGUGCUCCCCCAAACAUCGCAAAUGUUUCUUUAAAUAAUUCUGGUUUGUCAACAACAAAUGUUUGUGUUCCCCAAAACAUCCCCUCAAAUGUUUGUGUGCCUGUUUCUAAUGAAAAUGGGAAAACAACACAACAAUUUAAUUUUGCGUCAGAACAACAACAACAUUAUGACGAACAAGAAACAUCGUUUCUGGUUCCCAUUGAAGAAAAUCAGAAUUUAAAACAAACAUCAGAAUUAAUUUCAACUCCCCCAGCAAUAACGGGGGAAACAGAAAAGCUAAUGGAAGGUGUAAAUAUGGACGUUUCGGCGCCGGAAAAGAAAUUGAAAAUAGACGAUACUGUAGAAAAUUUUAAUUAA